Messenger RNA from Pundamilia nyererei, 2322 nucleotides. Its product is annotated as chemokine-like receptor 1. The record is from RefSeq and is a predicted model, not a curated record. Bases 74 to 763 code for a protein of 229 amino acids. Gene Ontology annotation, molecular function: complement receptor activity; G protein-coupled receptor activity. NCBI's taxonomy places the organism in Eukaryota, Metazoa, Chordata, Actinopteri, Cichliformes, Cichlidae. The transcript has 3 exons. Gene Ontology annotation, biological process: inflammatory response; phospholipase C-activating G protein-coupled receptor signaling pathway; complement receptor mediated signaling pathway. Gene Ontology annotation, cellular component: plasma membrane.
GCCCAGUCGGAGGUAAAGGGAGGCUGUUCGACAUAAGAGAUCUGAGUGGGUCGCCGAGAGAGGUUCAAAGACAAUGAUGGAGUUAAUGACUGGCACCCCUCCAAAUCUCUUUAAUGGAACAGAUGACUUUGGAAGUAAUGGCUCUAUGUAUGAUGAAAGCACAGAGUAUGACUACAGGAACGAGCACGCCGAUUUGAGGCAUUCUCUGAACACCAUGUCUAUCGUUGUGUACUCCCUGGCUUUUGUCCUCGGUGUGCUCGGGAAUGGAGUGGUUAUCUGGGUGACCGGGUUCAAGAUGAAGAAAACUGUUAACACAGUUUGGUUCCUCAACCUUGCUGUGGCUGACUUCCUCUUCACUAUAAUCCAUCGUCUCAGAAGAAACCGCACACUGGCCAAUCAGUCAAGUCGCCCCUUUAAGAUCAUCGCUGCCAUUAUCAUCACUUUCUUUCUUUGCUGGGCUCCCUUUCACAUCAUGGGUCUAAUUGAGAUGGCAAAUUACAUGCCAGAAUAUUCAAGUGAGAUAUUAGAUGAUAUCACCAUAAUUGGGUUACCAAUAGCCACCAGUAUGGCCUUUCUCAACAGCUGCCUGAAUCCACUGCUGUAUGUGUUCAUGGGCCAAGAUUUUAAAGAUAAAGUCCGCAAAUCCAUCCUGAUUGUGCUGGAGAGUGCCUUCCAGGAAGAGGUUUCUCGCUCAUACACCUAUACAAACUCAAUGGUCACCACUCGCAGCAAAGAUAAGUCAUUUUCUGAUGCUGAGUUAUAAGGCCGUUAAAGACAUGAAUAAACUUUCUGAGUAGAAAUAACUGUAUAACAAAUCACUUUUAAACAACUUUUAAUCAAAAGUUCUCUUAAUCAAAAGAGUUAAUCUGUCAGGUGUACAGGAGGAUUUCCUCUUUAUCUUCACUUUUUUGUUGUGACAGCAGAGUGUUUCUCAGCUACAGCCUCUUAGACUUUGUUUUAGUGAUACUGUACAAUAAGCUUGCAAUUCAUUUAUGUGUUAAAGCAUUGAGUAUGGUUAAAAUUGUUUCAGUGGCAACUAUUUAGUAUUUAUAGCAACACCUGAAAUGAGAUGCGUGUUACUUCUAAGGUGUUCACAAUCUGAGUUAAAUGUAUCGAUCUAUGGUAGGUGUGAUGUUUUAUUAGUUUUGCUGUCACACUUUCUCAGACUCAGGGUAUAAAAAGAUCUGCAAAUUUUUCGAGAAGAGAAACUAGUUUCAGAAUUGGUAAUUUGUUUGUGGUUGAAUUCAUGCAACACAAGCAAUACCAAUGUAUCAUCUGUAGGAAGGAAGCAUCUUUUGUUCACACUCCAGUAAAUUUCUUCUUCUCUGCAUGAGACAUAAAAGAAACCAGAUUAGAAGUGCAUUACCAGUUCAAGAAUAGGCCUUAACUUCUGGUUUUACUGAUCACCGACAUAGUAAUAAAGACUGUGCUUCUUGCUAGACAAUACAUUGUCCUGUUAAUUAACCUAUCAAAUUUUACCCUGUAAAUAAGCACCUAGAGGUGACCCUUGUUAUGAUUUGUCAAUACAUAAAUACAACAGAAUUUAAAUUAGAUGAAUCUACAAAACUGAUUCUGCCCAGUAUAAAUGGUGGAGUUUGAAAUAAAAGUUUUGAACCACUGAACUAACUGAUAACAAUUAUGAUUGUAAAUGACAAAACUGGCUCACAAUAUUGAAAACAAAUGGCACCUUUAGGUACAUAUGAAAGUAAAAUGUGUAACCCUGUAAUCAAAUUCUCAUUUGACAGAAAUCUAUUCUAGUAUUUAUUUGAACAUAAUGAACAACAGAUCUAAUGGAUACAUAGUGACUAUAGAACCACUGGAAAGCUGAUAGGGAGUGAGAGGUCAAUGUCUGUGGCCUUCAUAAGUAUUGCUAUAAUUCUUCAAAUAUUAAUUAAUUCUGUUUGUAACCAAAAAGACUACAAAUCUACAUUUUUUUACAUUUCAGAGAUAAAAUCAGCCUUUUGGAGGUUUACCUCAACAACUAAACUAGAAGGAACAGUUGUCAGCCUUGUUGCCAGUCCUCGAUCUAUCAAAUGAAUAAUCAUCCAAUCGGUAAAAAUGUUAUGAGUUUGGUAAGCAUGUCGUCAACAUUAUAUAAUCUUGAUUCCACUAUAAGAAAAACAUUUAUUUUUUAAUUUUUUUAAAUCCCAAAUGGCCAAAUCUACUUGUCUUUAAAUGUCUAUAAGUAUUGUAUUACUAUUGUGAAUAUUUCUGUCAACAUUAUUUGCAUCAAUAAAACAUUUUUGGCUUUAAUGCUUUCCCACUGAUAAUGUCGACCUACAUCUCAUUUCAUUAUCAAAACAUAAAUGCAGAAAACAACUU